AUGAUUGAAGAUGACUAUUAUACUAUCGUUUUCCAUCAUGGGGGCUUGCUUGUGUCUGAACCCCAGAUGGAGUACAUUGGGGGACAAAUUGAUUCAUGGGACUAUGUGGACAUUGAUCGUUUAGAAGUAAAUGAUGGGCUAAGACCUCUUGAAAAUGACAUGGACGUUAGAAUGCUUUACUCUACUAUUCGUGAAAAAGCUCAAAACAGAGAAAUACAUUUAUAUUUUGAGCAUGAGGAUGACAUGGUAGAGGAUGCUGCCAGUAGUGAGAAUGUUGUAGAGCAUAAUGAGGAUGAAGUGAAAGUUAUUGAUGGAGAUAGUGAAGAUGAUGACUGUGGAGACAGUGAAGAUAAUGCUUAUAAACCAAGACAUAAAGAUGAGGGUGGAGACAAUGAUGAUGAUGAGAAUGAUGCAGAUGAUGAGGAUGAUGAAGAUGAUGAGGAUGAAAUUGUUGUAGAUACUGGAAGUGACAACCCAGGAUGUUCUGGUAAUCCAAAGAAGCCAAAGAAACAAAAGUGGAGGGCAUGUAAUGGUAGGCCUAUGUAUCCAAAUGUUGAGGAUGUUCAGAGGCCCCAUGAGGCAAGAAAGAUAGUUGAUGAUGAUGAAGGGGGUUACCAUUCUGAUCAUAUGGAAAGCAUUAGAGGGGACAGUGAUGAUGAAGGACGAGAUGAGAUUAAGCCUCCACAAUUCAAUGAAGGAGCACCAUUUUGA
Punica granatum (pomegranate) is the source of this 711-nucleotide messenger RNA. NCBI's taxonomy places the organism in Eukaryota, Viridiplantae, Streptophyta, Magnoliopsida, Myrtales, Lythraceae. The record is from RefSeq and is a predicted model, not a curated record.